Messenger RNA from Monoraphidium neglectum, 582 nucleotides. RefSeq names its product Sodium/hydrogen exchanger 7. Gene Ontology annotation, biological process: proton transmembrane transport. The coding region runs from base 1 to 582 and encodes 193 amino acids. Lineage: Eukaryota; Viridiplantae; Chlorophyta; Chlorophyceae; Sphaeropleales; Selenastraceae. Gene Ontology annotation, cellular component: membrane. Gene Ontology annotation, molecular function: sodium:proton antiporter activity. The transcript has 3 exons. The record is from RefSeq and is a predicted model, not a curated record.
AUGACCCAGGUCGGCGCGUCCCAGAAGCUGGCGUGCGUAAUCGACGGAGAGUCCCUCAUGAACGACGGCAGCGCGCUGGUGAUAUUCCUGCUCCUCCAGAAGAUCGUCGAGGGGGAGGCCGUCACGGUCGGAGGGGCGAUCGCCCAGUUCUGCCUGCUGGCUGUCGUGGGCAUGGUGCUAGGCAUCGCCUUUGGCGCGGCCACCAGCUGGCUGCUGGACAACAUUUUCCGCGACCCCACCCUGACCACCAUUGUCACGCUGAUGUCAGCGUAUGCCAGCUACUACACCGCCGACCGGCUGGUGGGGGCGUCUGGGCUGCUGGCGGUCGUGUGCAACGGGUUCGCGAUGAGCCUGAUAGGCGGGCGGCAGAUCGCGCUGCGCGCAGAGGAGGCGAUGCAUGGCUUCUGGGGCGUCCUCGAGUGGGGGGCCAACACCAUCCUGUUUGUGUGGGUGGGCAUCGUGCUGGCAAUCGUGCUGCCGCCCUCGCACGAGGAGACGGUGAUCACAGAUCAGCCAAUCCACCUGGUGCCGAGUGACGCAGGUUACGUGGUGGUGCUGUACAUAUGGCUGCAGGUGGGGUGA